Daucus carota subsp. sativus is the source of this 1663-nucleotide messenger RNA. RefSeq names its product UNC93-like protein 3. The coding region runs from base 214 to 1512 and encodes 432 amino acids. Lineage: Eukaryota; Viridiplantae; Streptophyta; Magnoliopsida; Apiales; Apiaceae. The record is from RefSeq and is a predicted model, not a curated record. Gene Ontology annotation, biological process: potassium ion homeostasis. The transcript is spliced from 10 exons.
UAGUAUAUUCAAACACACCAAACUGGCUUCAGCCUCUUUUGUUUGUGUCUCUUGUUUCAGAUUCUUUCUUUGUCAACUCAUUUUGUCUUGUUUUCUUCUCGCCGGCGACUUUCUUUAUUUCAUCUCUUUGCCCCACUCUUCUCUCGCUCUGUGUGUGUGUGUAUAUAUGUGUGUCUUUGUGAUUAAGGUACAGUAGAGUAGAGUAGAGUAAUCAUGGAUGAAGAAGUGGCCUUGAUUGCUCAAACAAAAACACCCCUUAGUCAUACCAGAGAUGUUCAUUUUCUCAGCUGGGCUUUCUUGUUCAUCUUCUUGGCUUAUGGUGCUGUUCAGAAUCUUGAGAGUACUAUUAACACUGAGAAAAAUUUAGGAACUAUAUCACUUGGAGUUCUGUAUACCUCUUUCACAGUGUCUACAUUGUUUGCUUCAUUUGUGGUUCGGAUGCUUGGGUCUAAAAAUGCUCUAGUUCUUGGAACUAUUGGAUAUUGGUUAUUUAUAGCGGCGAAUCUGUUUCCAACAUGGUAUACGAUGGUGCCAGCUUCUUUAUAUCUAGGAUUUUCUGCUUCAAUUAUUUGGGUUGGACAGGGUACAUAUCUUACUUCCACUGCACGUAGUCAUGCAUAUGAUCACAACGAGCAUGAAGGAACUAUAAUCGGGCAAUUUAACGGGGAGUUUUGGGGGAUGUUUGCCAGUCACCAGUUGGUUGGUAAUCUACUCUCUCUUGUCCUGUUGAAUAAAGGCGAGGAUGGAAGUACAAGCGGGACGACACUGCUUUUUGUUGUCUUCCUCAGUAGUAUGACCGUAGGUACAAUUCUCAUGUGUUUCUUACAUAAAAGAGAUCCAAAGAAAGAGGAAGGACUCCAAGAAUCCUCCGUCACUUUUUAUUCGUUAAUGGUAUCCCUAUCAAAUUCUGUCAUCAAUCCAUUAUGUGAUCGACGGCUACUUUUGAUCAUCCCCCUUAUAGCAUAUUCAGGCUUACAACAAGCAUUUGUAUGGGCUGAAUAUACUAGAUUUAUUGUCGAACCAGUACUGGGAGAGGCUGGUGUUGGUGGUGCGAUGGCUGUUUAUGGGGCUUUUGAUGCAAUUUGUUCACUGGCUGCUGGUAGACUUACAUCAGGUCUCAGUUCUAUUACAUUAAUAGUUUGCGGGGGAGCUUUAACUCAGGCUAUUGUACUGCUCUGGCUUCUACUAGGUUACAGCACGAGUACUGGAUUGCUUGGCACUGUCAUUCCUCUGAUCAUAGCAGCCAUAUGGGGCAUUGGUGAUGGAAUAUUUAACACACAGCUUAGUGCAUUGAUUGCAUUGCUCUUCAAGCAUGACAUGGAAGGUUCAUUUGCGCAACUCAAGCUUUGGCAGAGUGCUUCAACUGCAGUUGUCUUUUUCGUGAGCCCCUACAUUACAUUCAACGUGAUGUUAGAAUUCAUGCUUGUUGCUGUAUGCAUCUCGGUUGCAGGAUUUCUUGUUCUUACACUCAAGUUGGAGAAAGCAUUUUCCAGUAAUACAUCAAAUAAUUGAGUCGGCAAACAUUAGUUUGCUUUUUAGAACAGUAUCACUCUCGACUCUUGUAUUACAUGCUGAUAAUCUGUCUACACCUGAAACAGAGUGCUGGACUGUUGUACAAAACUACCAGUACUGUUUUAUCAAUGCAAAUGCCCUUGUUUUGCUA